GAAACACUUGCAUCGUUGACAGCCAUUAAGGUCUAACAAAAGCAAUAACUAUAAUGAUAGUUAUUAUCAUCCUGUCCCCUCCUCCUCUUCAUCAUCCUCAUCAUCAUCAUCAUCAUCAUCAUCGUCAUCAUCAUCAUCAUCAUCGACAUCACUAUUGAACACCAAUAAGGCGAAGGAUCUCCAUCAUAAAUGGAUGAGAAAUCCCUUCUGUUGAUUCGGCUUGCGUGACAUGAUAAACAUCCUUCGGAUAUGUGUGAGAAGAUUGAACUCCAGCAUCUUUAUCUUCCUGACCAGCUUUGUGGUCAAUAUUCAAGAGACUUGGGAUCAUUUGCGCAGUAUCAAGCUAAUCAACUAAAGUCUAAGCCAGACCAACUGUUUGAUACUGAUGGACAAACAAAACCAGCGGUUGGCUUCUGGGCAUAUUGGGAACAAUGUAUCCGACUUCGAGACAUUAUUUUUCACAAAAUUGGAGAAGAUUGGGUGUUCUUAGCUUUAUUAGGAAUUAUAAUGGCCUUGAUGAGUUUUACAAUGGAUUACGUCAUUGAAAAAUGCCAGGAAGCAAAAAUCUGGCUCUUUGAGGAGUUGUCCUUCUCUUUAGCAUUACAGUUUGUGGCCUGGGUCACGUACUCAUUAAUGUUCAUUCUCUUUGCUACCGGCUUUACACACCUUGUCUCGCCUCAGGCAAUAGGUUCUGGAAUUCCAGAGAUGAAAACCAUUCUUCGAGGUGUUGUCCUAAAGGAAUAUCUUACCUUCCGUACACUGGUUGCCAAAAUUGUUGGCCUCUGUUCAUCGCUGGGUAGCACAUUGCCCCUGGGCAAAGAGGGUCCAUUUGUACACAUAGCAAGUAUAGUUGCUACACUCCUAGGAAAGCUGGUUGGCUCUUUUCGUGGUAUCUAUGAAAAUGAAUCCCGCCGCUCUGAGAUGUUAGCUGCAGCAUGCGCUGUUGGUGUUGCUUGCACAUUUGCUGCACCAAUUGGAGGGGUAUUGUUCAGUAUUGAAGUAACAGCCACAUUUUUUGCUGUCAGAAACUACUGGAGAGGGUUUUUCUCUGCUGUGUGUGGGGCACUUAUUUUUAGGUUAUUGGCAUUUUGGUUUAAAGACGAAGAAACCAUAACAGCUUUAUUUAAGACAACUUUAAGAACAGAAGUGCCAUUUGAUGCUCUUGAAUUGAUCAUUUUUGCAGGAAUUGGUGUAGCAUGUGGCUUAGGUGGGUCUCUCUUCAUUUUACUUCAUAGAAAAAUAAUUCUCUUCACCAGAAGACACAAAAGGAUGUCUGCUUUUCUACAGAAAAAUCGAUUUAUUUAUCCUGGAAUAAUAGCUAUUUUAAUAUCUACAUUAACAUUCCCACCUGGUCUUGGACAAUAUUUUGCUGGACAGUUGACUGCUCGUCGAGCCAUUAACGAACUAUUCAGUAACAUUACAUGGACCACAGGACAAGCUGAUGAUUUAGAAGAAGAGGCCAUCCUCAGGCACUGGAAUCCUCCGGCUACCAAUAUCUAUGUCACAUUAUUACUCUAUGUCAUUAUGACCUUUUGGAUGGGUGCCUUGUCAAACACUUUACCAAUUCCUGCGGGUGUCUUUGUUCCAGUUUUCUGCUGUGGGGCCGCAUUUGGAAGGCUGGUCGGCGAGAGUAUGUCUACAUGGUUUCCGGAAGGAAUUCGUAGCGGAGAUGUUGUUCGGAAAAUAGUUCCUGGAGGAUAUGCUGUGGUUGGUGCGGCAGCCCUCUCUGGAAGCGUAACGCGUACAAUAUCCACGUCUGUGAUAGUAUUUGAACUUACUGGUCAGAUUAGCCAUGUGUUGCCUGCUGUGGUUGCUGUGUUGAUUGCCAAUGCAGUUGCACAUUUUUUGCAGCCUUCCUUCUAUGACAGCAUCAUUCGGUUAAAAAGGCUGCCCUAUCUUCCUGACCUCAUCAACACUAAACAAGAUGCCUGGACUGUAUUUGUUGAAGACAUCAUGAUAAAAGAUAUCAGUUAUAUCACAUUUGUAUCGACGUAUUACGAUCUGCAGGAGUUACUCACCAACUCAUCCUUCAAAUCCUACCCACUUGUGGAUACUCCUGAAUCAAUGAUUCUUCUUGGUUCCAUUCAACGAUUUGAGUUGGAACGGUUGCUAUGGUUACAUCUAAGCAGCAACCAGACUUUGCUGAAUGAUCGGAAACCCUCGUCGCACACGCUCUCUCCUCCACCGUCUCCAGGGAGGUUCAGAAAAACAUCCUCACCGUCAAUCGUUCGCAAGAAUUCCUCACCAAAGUUGCCACAGCCAAUACCACGGUUCGUGGUGACCAAAGUAGAUGAGACCGGAACUGAGUUCGAUGGGAAUCUUGAUGAACAGGACACGAUUCCAGCGGAACCGGAACGGAAGGAAAUGAAACAGAAGCUGCACCAUAGUUUACCCUCAUCUGGAAAUUAUGUAUCACCUCCCCAUUUUAAAAGACUGCCUCCUGGACUAAGGCCUAGCAGCUUUAAAAGAAAGCGCAAUGUUUCUUUCCUCAAAUCGCUAAAUCUGAAAGAUGACACAGACUACCAUUAUGACACGCUCCAGUUGCCAUUGAGGUCAAUUCUAAAGAAAACCAAUUCUGAAUCACCAUUCCUCAGUCGAAGAGCCAGUACAGGAGAUCUUAGAAUGGAUGGUGAUCUCUUUUACCGAGAUCUUGCUGCCAAACAGAGAAAGGAAAGUAUUGUUGAAGAUGUACCAUUUGUUUUCAAGCUUCAACCCAGAUAUGCCUCAUCUCGUCGUGUCGUGUAUCUCUGUCCUCCAUUGGCUUUGAAAACCAGUAUGCCAGAGUCCUUGAGUAAAUUAUUCAAAGUGCCUUUUAAACAGAAUCGAAAAUCUGUCCACCAAGAAGACGUAAAGGAUAAAGACAAAGAAAGAAGUCUACUGAAUGAGCAGAUAAAUUGGGAAGGGUGUCAGAUUGAUCCAGCACCUUUCCAGUUGGUAGAGAAGACAUCUUUACAUAAGGUCCAUUCUUUAUUUUCACUAUUAGGUCUCAGUCAUGCGUUUGUAACCAAUAUUGGUAAACUAGUUGGUGUCGUUGGAUUAAAAGAGUUACGUAACUCGAUCCAGGGCCAAAUAGACGCACAAGCUAAAUACAAGGCAUCUGGCAGGCAUGAUGCUGACAGCAGCGAGGAGGACAAUGAUGACCCAGCCCAGUUGGAGGUUGUGCGCGAAAAUGGCCAUCGAGAGACAUUCACACUAGUCAAGAGGGAGAUUGCAGAGGAGACGGUUUGAAACGAAAGGAUGUGGUGAAACGUGUCUUGGUUUCCUGGUUAACAAAUACUGGAAUGUGUGUGUGUGUGUGCGUGUGUGUGUGUAAGCAUACGUGUUUGUCUGCUUUGGCAUUCUCUCUCUCUGUCUCUGGAAUCACAUUUGUACAAAAUCUUCAAAAAAGGAAGAGAGAAAAAAAGACCAAAGGAUAAAGGAAAAGAAAAACAAAGCUUUGUUCAGAUGACAGCAUCUGGCAAGGAAUUCCUCUCUCGGGGCCCAAAUAACCAUCAUCACCAUCAAUACCUUCACCACCAUUAACUCCACCACCACCACCACCACCCCACCACCACCACCCACUACCAUUACUUACAAAAGAACAAUUACAGUUUCCAUGACUCCACCGCAACAAGGUUCUGAGGUUCUACUAUAUAUAUAUACAUAUAUAUAUAUAUGUGUAUAUGUAUGUAUGUGUUUUACAUCAUAUUUCACACACCAUGGCUCACUCAGUCCUGCUCUCACACUCAACUCAUACUGUAAAGCAAGUAAAAAAAAAAAAGAGAGUGAAACAGACAAUUUUAACCUCCCCUCCACCCCACCCCAUCCCGGUCAUCAUCAUCAUCAUCAUCAUCUUCAUUUUUCUUCCAACCAUAGACCACCGUCCAUCUUAGACAUUCGCCUCCGUUGCUGCUAUACUCUGUGGUUCUUAACAGCACUGAUGCCAGUCUAAACAACUCUUGAUGCUUCCUUCAGACAAUAAAGAACAAAACACAAACACAAAACAAUU
Octopus sinensis (East Asian common octopus) is the source of this 3988-nucleotide messenger RNA. Its product is annotated as chloride channel protein 2. The transcript is spliced from 28 exons. The coding region runs from base 250 to 3228 and encodes 992 amino acids. Gene Ontology annotation, cellular component: membrane. Lineage: Eukaryota; Metazoa; Mollusca; Cephalopoda; Octopoda; Octopodidae. Gene Ontology annotation, biological process: chloride transport; transmembrane transport. Gene Ontology annotation, molecular function: voltage-gated chloride channel activity. The record is from RefSeq and is a predicted model, not a curated record.